Cyprinodon variegatus (sheepshead minnow) is the source of this 5497-nucleotide messenger RNA. RefSeq names its product myoferlin-like. Gene Ontology annotation, biological process: plasma membrane organization; membrane fusion. The transcript has 48 exons. Lineage: Eukaryota; Metazoa; Chordata; Actinopteri; Cyprinodontiformes; Cyprinodontidae. The record is from RefSeq and is a predicted model, not a curated record. Gene Ontology annotation, cellular component: membrane. The coding region runs from base 1 to 5442 and encodes 1813 amino acids.
AUGUUUCCCACACCUGGUGCUGCAUCCGGAAAUCAUUUUCUUCCAGAUGAGAAGAAGAAAACCAAAUCCAUUGACAGCGAGGUGAACCCUGUCUGGAAUGAGGUUCUUGAGUUUGAUCUAAAAGGUGUUCCCCUGGACUCUGGCUCCCAGCUAGACAUUGUUGUGAAAGACCGGGAGACGAUUGGGAAAGAUAAAUUUCUUGGGUCCACUAAAAUUCCUCUAAGAGACCUUGCCUCUGGGAAAGCAAGAUCUCUGCCGUCCAAAAAUGUUCCUCUCGUUGAUGAAAGUGGACAACGUAUUGGGGCUACAAUAGAUCUGGUGGUUGCUUAUGACCCUCCAGCCAAUGCUGUUCCAAACCCCAACGACCCUCAAGAUGGAAAUGCAAUGGCAGCUGAAGGUGGAGAUGGUGGUGGGGAUGAAGAGGCGGGUGAGACUGUCGCAGACGGGGGCCAGAGUGGCCCAGCAGGAGUCCCCUCAUCCUCUGGGCAGGCUGCUGGUUUUCGCCAGAGGCUGACCCGGGCACAGAGUCAACGCAGACUAGUAAACAAACCUCAGGACUUCCAGAUCCGUGUUCGGGUCAUCGAAGCCCGCCAGUUGUCUGGAAACAACAUCAAACCUGUGGUGAAGGUUCAUGUGUGUGGACAGACCCACAGGACCAGGAUCAAGAAGGGAAACAAUCCAUUCUUUGAUGAGAUGAUGUUCUACAACGUUCACAUGCUGCCAUCAGAUUUGUUUGAGCAGAACAUCAGUUUCCGGGUCUAUAAUUCCUAUUCACUGAGGGCAGACAGCCUGAUGGGAGAAUUCCUGCUCGAUGUUGGUUAUGUUUAUGAUGAACCAGGCCACUGUGUGAUGAGAAAAUGGCUCCUGCUGAAUGACCCAGAUGACUGCAGCUCUGGGGCUAAAGGCUACAUCAAAGUCAGCAUCUUUGUUGUAGGAACAGGAGACGAGCCUCCAGUGGAGAAAAGAGACUCUAAUGAUGACCAGGAUGACAUAGAGAGCAAUCUGCUGCUGCCAGCAGGAGUAACUCUGCGAUGGGCCACCCUGUUAUUAAAGGUGUUCAGGGCUGAAGACAUUCCCCAGAUGGAUGAUGCAUUUGUCCAGACAUUGAAAGGGAUCUUUGGAGGAGAGGAAAACAAGAAGAACCUGGUGGAUCCUUUUCUAGAGGCUCGGUUUGCUGGAAAAAAGUUGUGCACUCAGAUCAUUGAGAAGAAUGCAAACCCAGAGUGGAACCAGGUUUUGAACCUUCAAGUCAAAUUCCCUUCCAUGUGUGAGCGUAUCAAGCUGACCGUGUUUGACUGGGAUCGUCUGACGGGAAAUGAUGCUGUUGGCACCACAUACCUGAACCUGACCCAGAUAGCUUCCUCUGGUGGAGAAGUAGAAGAAGAACAUGCAGAAAAUGGGGAAAUGCCAUCCUCUAAAGCUGACUCUGGAGAAUCAGAGGUGGGCUUCCUUCCUGUAUUUGGGCCCUGCUACGUCAACCUCUACGGCAGUCCCAGGGAAUUCACGGGCCUCCCAGACCCCUAUGAGGCUCUUAAUUUUGGCGAGGGUGAAGGAGUGGCUUACAGGGGCAGAGUACUAGUGGAGCUCUCCACUAAGCUGGAGGGGAAAGCGGAUAAAACUGUUGAUGGUAUCCACAGCGAUGACAUCCUUGUGGUGCAGAAGUACCAGAGGAGAAGAAAAUACUGUCUGUGCGCCGUCUUCCACAGCGCCACUAUGAUUCAGGAGCCCGGUGAACCCAUCCAGUUUGAGGUCAGCAUUGGUAACUAUGGCAACAAACUGGACACCACUUGUAAACCCCUGGCCUCCACCACUCAGUACAGCUGUGCUGUGUUUGAUGGUAACCAUUACUACUACCUGCCCUGGGUAAAUACUAAACCGGUGGUUGUGCUCACGUCCUUCUGGGAGGACAUAAGUCACCGCCUCGAUUCUGUCAACAUUAUCCUCUACAUUACGCAACACCUGCAAUCCAACCUGGAUGCAUUUAAGAUCGCUAUACUGGCUAAGGUCUCCGACAAUCAGCUGGCAGAAGUGUGGAUGAAGUUACUGAAUCAGUUGAUUGAAGACCUGGACAGAUUCCCUACACCUGAGCUGGAGGGCCGCUCCAACCUAACAACUCUGGACAUCCAAAUCAAGAAACUGCGAGACAGCGCUCUAAGCUCCAUCUUAAACGCUGCGAGACGAAUGAGAGAGGAGGCCAGAGAAAUCGCCGACACCCUGCCAGAAAUAGAGGCCUGGCUGGACAAACUCAAUCAGCUGGCAAAGGAGCCCCAGAACAGCAUGCCUGAUGUGAUCAUCUGGAUGCUGCGGGGGCAGAAGAGGGUCGCCUACAGUCGUAUUCCUGCUCACCAGAUCCUGUAUUCGACUUACAGCACAGAGGCCUGCGGGCAGCACUGUGGCAAGACUCAGACCAUUUUUCUAAAGUACCCCAUGGACAAGACCAAAGGCUCGAAGGUGCCAGUUCAAGUUAGGGUCAACAUGUGGCUCGGCCUCUCUACACAUGAGAAAAAGUUCAACGGGUUCUCAGAGGGAACCUUUAGUGUGUUUGCUGAACUGUAUGAAAACCAGGCUCAAGUCUUUGGAAACUGGGGGACCACAGGACUGGUGGGCCGCUAUAAAUUCUCAGACGUGACGGGGAAACUGAAGCUGAAGAAGGAGUACUUCCUUCCACCACGAGGAUGGGAGUGGGAGUCGGACUGGUUUAUCGAUCCAGAAAAGGCCCUGCUAACUGAAGCCGAUGCGGGACACACGGAGUUUAUGGAUGAGGUCUUCCAGAACGAAACCCGUUUUCCUGGUGGAGAGUGGAAGCCUGCCUCGGAGCCGUACACAGAUGUGAAUGGAGAGAAAAGCCGUAACCCUACAGAGUUUGACUGUCCUCCUGGGUGGACGUGGGAGGACAGCUGGACUGUGGACAUUAACAGAGCUGUGGAUGAUCAAGGCUGGGAGUAUGGGGUGACCAUUCCUCCAGAUGACAAGCCUCGAUCCUGGGUCCCUGCUGAGAAGAUGUACCACGUCCACCGCAGGAGGAGGCUGGUUCGACCUAGAAAGAGGGCUGCACGACCUGCAGGAGCAGCUGUGGAGAAAAGAGAUCAUGGUGACCCAGAGGGAUGGGAAUUCUCCUCUCUGAUUGGAUGGAAGUUCCACCGAAUUGAGCGCUCCUCCGACACGUUCCGUCGAAGACGCUGGAGGAGGAAGAUGGCGCCGGAAGAUCGCCUUGGAGCAUGUGCCAUCUUUCAACUUGAGGGUGCAUUAGGUAUCGAUACAGAGGAUAAAGAGAAAGGCUCCAAAGCUGAUGCCACCAAGAUGUUUGGUGCCAACACUCCCACUGUGUCCUGCUCCUUUGAUAAGUCCUACAUGUAUCACCUCCGCGUCUAUCUCUAUCAGGCGAGGAACCUGAGUUCUAUGGACAAGGACAGUUUCUCUGAUCCAUAUGCACAUGUCUCCUUCCUUUAUGUUAGCAAGACAACUGAAAAACUUAAAGCAACUCUGAACCCAACCUGGGACCAAACCUUGAUUUUUAACGAUGUGGAGAUUUAUGGAGACCCCAAGAACAUGGUCCACAGUCCUCCUGAGGUGGUGCUGGAGUUCUACGACAGCGACCAAGUGGUAGGAAGUGAAAGCUGUGAGUCGGAACUCCCCCUGGUUCCCCCAAAGAGAGCUGAGAACCUCUACAUGGUUCCUCAGGGUAUCCGACCCGUGGUUCAGCUCACCGCUGUGGAGAUUCUGGCAUGGGGUCUAAGGAACAUGAAGACGUACCAGCUUGCUGCAGUGUCUUCCCCCAGUUUGGUGGUAGAGUGUGGGGGCCAAAGGGUGGAGUCUGCUGUGAUCAAGAACAUGAAAAAGAGUCCCAACUUCCCCGGCUCUGUCCUCUUCAUUAAAGUGCUUCUUCCAAAGGAUGAGAUGUACACUCCUCCUAUUGUGCUGAAGGUGAUCGACCACCGUCCGUUUGGCAGGAAGCCUGUGGUUGGUCAGUGCACCAUCACGUCACUGGAGCAGUUCAGAUGUGACCCAUAUGUCAUAGUUUCAGAGGGAGCCAGGGCCUCCAAGAUGGCUCUGAUGAUGACGGCGCCACGUAAAGAUGUUUCUAUCACCAUGGAAGAGGCCCGGCCGCUGUUGGAGGCUCAGUUUUUGUACAGUAUGUCUGCAGCUUUCAACAAAAUGGCUUCCCCAGCUUUCCAGUUUCAGGCAGAAAAGGAAAAGGAAACGGUUGAUUGGUGGAGUAAAUUCUACGCUUCAGUUGGAGACCAGCAGAAAUGUGGUCCUUACAUAAGAAAAGGCUACGAUACCCUUAAGGUGUAUGACUGUGAGUUGGAGACUGUCCCAGAAUUCAAGGGGCUGACUGACUUUUGCAACACGUUCAAGCUGCAGAGAGGCAAGAAUGAAAAUGGGGACGAAGACCCCACCGUGGUCGGAGAGUUCAAGGGUGCGUUCAAGGUGUACCCCCUAUCAGAUGACCCAGGUGUUGCUCCUCCACCCCGACAGUUCAGAGAGCUGCCGGAAAGCGGACCUCAGGAGUGUCUGGUCAGGAUUUAUGUGGUUCGGGCGAUUGACCUUCAGCCUAAAGACAACAAUGGCAGGUGCGAUCCAUACAUAAAAAUAUCAGUGGGCAGGAACACACUUGAUGACAGAGAUAAUUAUUUGCCCAACAACAUAAACCCUGUGUUUGGAAGGAUGUUUGAGAUGACCUGCUUCUUGCCUCAAGACAAGGACCUGAGAAUCGGGGUUUAUGACUAUGAUCUCUUGACUCGAGAUGAGAAGGUUGGCGAGACAGUGAUCGACCUAGAGAACCGCUUCCUGUCUCGAUAUAACUCCUACUGCGGCCUUCCUCAGACCUACUGCGUGUCUGGCAUCAAUCAGUGGCGGGAUCAGCUGAAGCCGUCGCAAAUCCUGGAGAACCUGGCCCGUCUAAAAGGCCUGUCCAAACCCAAGACGGAAGAUAAUGGCACAUCACUUACUUUCAACGGAAAAGAGUACACAUUGGCCCAGUUUGAGGGUAACACGGAAGUUCACCAGCACUUGGGUCCACCCCGAGAACGACUCUGUCUGCAUGUCCUUCGAACGCAGGGACUGGUUCCUGAACAUGUGGAGACCAGAACCCUUUACAGCUCCUUCCAGCCUAAUCUGUCUCAGGGUCGGCUACAGAUGUGGGUGGAUGUCUUCCCAAAAAGCAUGGGACAGCCUGGUCCUCCCUUCGACAUCACGCCCCGCAAACCUAAGAGGCAUUUCCUGCGAGUCGUCAUCUGGAACACCACGGAUGUAACUCUAGAUGAAACCAGCAUCACAGGAGAGAACAUGAGUGACAUCUAUGUGAAAGGGUAUAUAUAUCUUCUUUUCUUUAAAAAGGAAGCAACUUUACAAUUCAAACCUUAUUGUGAAUUUAAUCUAAUCCAAAAACGGUCAAUGUUAUAUAUCUAUGCACCAAAAUCUUCUAAUAGUAGAUGUUGAAGGUUCUAGAAAGCAUUUGAUCUUUCCAAGAUACUAAAGUUAUUUUUAAGACCAU